UUUAUGAGUCUUCGCCAGAGUUUCUCGUGAGCAGCGAUGAGCGGCACAACACGGAGCGGAUUGGUGCCCACACCGAAGCGGCAUAUCAAAUAUGUCAAGAAGCGGAAGAACCUUCAUGCGGAUGAUUCGCGUAUGCCGUUGAAAUUUGAGGCCUUGCCGAUGCCUCUGUCGCUGCGUCCAUUUGGUGGGCUGUUCAAUCCGUUUGCCAAAGGCUGCUCGGUGCUGUGCAACCAUCCGGCGCCGUCAGCUGUCAAGGAUGUCAUAAACCAGCUGAAAACAUCACUAGCCAUUGAGGGCAAAGGUCCCUUGCAGGCAACUAAGGAGAAGUCACUUGAGGAGAAACUGCAGCCGCAUGAGGCGGACAACAUACCAGAGGAUCUGUUCAGACGCUACGCGGAGACCGAUUCCCGACCCAUGACGCCGACACCAACUGUGACCAGUAUCCAUACGCGAAACAGUGCGGGCUCCUUUUAUAGGCGCUGCAUUACGCCAGAGUGGGGCAAGCAUGAGAACAUUCAGCGGAAGAAGAUUAUAUUGGAUCUGCGGCGCUCGCACUCACAGGAAACGCUCUACUGGAAGCCCAGCUCGGAGCUAACCCAAAGCGGCAUCGAGGAGGGCAAGAAACCCAAGAGCGCCGGUGCAAAUGAGGAGAAGAAGCCCCGACGACAGCCGUCCAGUGAGCAGCGACCCAAAUCCUCGCUGGCCACAGCCACUCUGACGACUGGCGGUGAUCAACACAUCGACCUGGAGCCCAAGCCGCCGAAGACGUGCAUCAAUGAGCACGAGAUAAGCGACGAGGAUGCGAGACGGGGCAAAAGGCGCAAGAAACUAAAACCCACACAGGCCACCACCACAUUUCACUUGAGCGAGGAUCCAGAGACUCAGGUGGCCACCUUGGGUCCCGAUUCGCUGAAUGCCAGCACCAGACCCAGUCUGAUCCCAAAUUCGGUUAGUCUGCUGCCCAAGGAUAAGCGCGAGAUUGAGCGGGAGCCCAUAUUGCUCAAGGGCAGUUUCCUAACCGACGAGGCCUUUCAGACGCUCAAAACGGAUCUAACAGUGGAUUUAAUUGAAAACACAUUUGGGAGAUAUCUCAAUCGUGCACUGCGUGAGGCCAUCAAGUACAUGCCGAAGACAGUGCACAAGCCGACUGAGGAGGUGGAUAAGACAACGGUCAGCUCGAGCAACAAGAUGCCGCGAAAGUUCUCCAAAUCGGCGACGCGAUUCGAUGUGCCUAUGGAUCUCUCCAUGCUCAAGACCAUGACACCUUGGACCUACCUGAGCAAAUAUGUGUGGGUCUCGCAGCAGCGAAAGCAGCUCUACAAGCGCGUCUUCCUCAAGCAUCUGAGCCGUUGCGAGGAGCCGGAAACUGAACUGGCCUUGGGCAACGAGGAGACACCGCUCGUGGAGUACAAGGAGCGCACAAUGUUGUGGCGCAGUUUGCCGCAGGCACUGGAGGAUGUAUUGGAGUUUCAUGGCACCGAGAAAAAUGUGAAAAAUACCCUUACCACAUUGGAUUAUCAGUCGAAUGGCAGUGGAACUUUGGAUUUUCGCGCCUGGUGCGGCAUUGUCUCAUUUGCCGAGCGUUUGGCGCUCUCGAAUCCCGAGUGCAGUGAUGAUGACUCCUGCGAUGAACUGGAAAAGGCUGACUUCAAUAGCAUGGAGCAGAUAAUUGAUCAGUUUGAGGUGCCUGAAAAUUUACGCGAAAUUUUUAAAAUUAUUCGCAUUACACACAAAUUAAAAUAUUAA
This is a messenger RNA of Drosophila grimshawi, 1746 nucleotides long. RefSeq lists its product as uncharacterized. The record is from RefSeq and is a predicted model, not a curated record. The transcript is spliced from 5 exons. Bases 37 to 1746 code for a protein of 569 amino acids. NCBI's taxonomy places the organism in Eukaryota, Metazoa, Arthropoda, Insecta, Diptera, Drosophilidae.